ACACACACACACACACAGGAGGAGAGAAAAACCCUGAAUGGAUGCUUUGAGUAACAGCUGUUCUCAGCCAAUCAGAACAGCUGCCUCCCUCCUCCUCUCAUCCGGGAUCUGUGAUUGGCCGACAGGAGCAGAGCUACAGUGAGCGAGCGAGAAGACAGAGAGAGAGAGAGAUGCAGACAGAAGAAGAAGAAGAAGAAACUGUCAGAUGAGAACAGCUCAGCUCUUCACCUCCCUCUCUCUCUCUCUCUGAGAUUUCAUCUCUGCCUCGCUCGCCCCUCUCGUUCAGAGGCUCUUCGUUCGCCCCGUGCUGCUCUGUGAUUGUGAGGAGAGAGAGAGAGAGAGCGAGAGAGAGAGAGAGAGAGAGUGUUAAUGUGAUGGAGCUGCUGCAGUUUCCCUCCGUCUGCUGCUGCUGUUUACACCGCGGCAUCAUGGGAGCUGGAGUUUCCACGGCAGCGCAGGAUGACAGUUGAUUGGCCCGAAGACUGAGGGACAUCACAGUGUGGACAUGUGAAGUGGUGGACGGACGAGGACCAACUAACUCUCUCUCUCUCUGUUCAUCCCUCCUUUUCUUUACCUUCUUCAUCCCCCUCUCUCGCCUGCUAACUUCUACCACUCAGUGGAAAAGUCAGAAUGGGCUGUCGCUUCACUCGUGUCAAGGACAAAACCCGUGAAUCUCCUCAUCACCGACACCGGGAGGAGCUGCGCUACGUGGACGAGUACGGCCAGCCAAUCGUGAUGCAGGUAGAGGGGGGGAGGGGGCGUGGCCAACGGAGGAGGCGGUCCCACUGUGCGAUCGAGUGCAGCGCUCCCACAGAGAAACACUGGGAGGCGCUGAGAGCCAUGGGAAUGAUGGAGGCGGAGGACGCUCAGAGAGACGGACUCAGCGCUGGGGCCUACUACGGUCACAUGACCAUGUCACCUGACCUUUACUCCACCAACAGUCGCAUGAUGAUGUCGUCGGACAUGUAUCCUCCAAACGGCUUCCUGUCCAGACCGUCGAGUGACCAGCACCCGGGUCACAGCUACCUGCCCAGCGUCUCCUACAGUUUAGAUCACCUGGACAGACUGGAUUACCAGGGACAUGAGAUGUCGCCCUACCAGCCAAACUCAGAGAGCUGUCUGAUCGGCUGCUACGACCAGGAGCCAAAGCAUUUCUCCAGACAGUCUGACUAUCGCGCUCCUUGGCGCUCGGAUCAUCCUCUAGCGUACCUUCCUCUCAGUGAGCUCGACAGCGGCCGAGGCUGUGGUUCUGACAGCCCUCACCACCAGGUGGCACUCUCCGAGGCUGAGACAGACGCCAUGUCAUCGCUGCCGGGUCACACCGCGUCCUCCCAAGGCUCCUCCUCUUCCUCCGAGUCCCUCGUCUCGUCAGAACCCAGCGACUCGGGUUUCCACAGCGUCAGCACCGGCGAGCACAGGCGGCUGCACAAAAUCCCCGGCCACCGGCAGCCCCACCACCUCCGCUCAGGCCACUCCCCCCGAGAGCAGAGAGGACGCUGGGACUUAGAGUCCAUCCCUGAAACCAUUCCGAUGACUCAUCCGGCAGCGGCGCAGGCCUCCCGCUGCACUGUGGGUAACAGCACGACCACCACGGUUCACUUCCACAGAGCGGAGCGGAGUCCCACGCUACCUCGCCACCGCUCACCGCCGUCCCCGUCCACAGGUUGUCGUACUGAGCCCUGCCAGCGGAGGGCGCUGUGGCUAGAACAGCAGCGAGGAGGAGGUGUGACCAUAGAAGCUCCAGGACGGAGUCGAACCAUCCAAGAUUUGAGUGACACACAGCACCGCCGCAGAGCCAGUCACCCCAACAUGACUGACCCAAAUGGUCUGAGGAACAAAGUCCAGAACCAGCAGCCAGGACCAGCUGGUAUCAGUCUGGGUCCAAGAUGCGGGGCCAGUUAUCCCACUAACUGUCACCUCAGCAUGGACAGAACUAGUCUGACAAAUCACCAGAACUCACCCAGAAACAGCCACGGAACCACUCGCAGCAGAGAGGACGACUCGCUCUCCAAGAGUCCAGGAUCGGGUUCCAGUGGAGUGUCGGACUGGCGAGGCUUCCAGACUCUUGGGAAUCGCACCAGCAACCACAAAGGGCCUCUUGUGUCUCUAUACAGCACACUCGGCGCUCCACAGCGAAGCUCGCACUCUCCGCCGUCUCCGCGUUGCAGACCAUCCAAUCAGAAGUCCGUCAGGAAUCAGCUGCUCAGAGCGCGAGCGUCGCGUCUGGCCCGCGAACGCAGCGAGGUCACCACGGACGAGGAAGUGCGAGGAGGUGGAGCCAGAGAACGGGAGGAGGAGGGAGAGGACGGACGACUGGCGGGGAGAUACUGGAGUCGGACGGAGAGGAGACGUCACAUGGCGUUGUCACGGCAACAGAGGGAGAGGAGAGGCGGCGAGGACCAGGGGGUCCAGGGUUCGCCGUCGUCUCAGACUCUGCUGGAGCUGAGCCACAUGAAGCAGAACCGACUGAGGAACAGCAAGCUGCUCGACGACUGGACCACGGUGGAGGAGCUGCUGACCCACGGGACACGAGUGGAGAGCGACAAUCAGCUGUGUCCCAGCCCGUUGCUAUCGGUUACCACCGUCUGAUCAAAGGACGUCCCACUCUGCUGACUAUUGACAGACUGAAACCCCGGGUCUGUGAGGUUACCGACCGAACCAGUCACUGCUGGAACUGAAACAUUCAAACACUGGCUGAAUACUGCACUUAUUCAUCAUUUAAACCAAACACCAGGAAACACUUUUUAAAGACGACAAACCACCACAUAAACUGACUCAUUCACUGUCACAGCUGUAAAACCUAACAUUUAGAAUCAGCAAAAGAAAACAUCUGGAGGUCCUAAUCCAGUGUUUGGGAACCACUGUUUUAAAAAAGCAACAUAUCAACAAAGAAAUACGUGAGAAAUCUGGAUUUCACUUUCACCGGCAAAGACCUAUUUUUAACCUCGUUCACACGACGGGAUUUUCCACCAAUCACCGGACGCAACUCAGCGGGAUUUUACUUUUAAGUUCACAAGCUUUUUCCAGGUUUCUAGCACAUAGUCGUGUCUAGCUAGGGACAGUGAGGACAGAGGACAGUGUGCAGGUCUGUAAUCAGACAUUAAAGAGCUGGUGGGCUUCUUCACACCUCUGGAAACGUGUUUUCAUUUUUGUUUUUGUGUCUCUGAGUGAAAUCUGUGGGGAAACUCCGGCACCUUCUCUGAACCCUGGAUCAGUUUCUCCAAACUUUCACUCGUUUGUCGUGGAUGGUUCAGCGUCUUCAGACUCAGACUUUACAGGAGUGUAAAUAAGUAUGAAGAAGUCAUAAACCAGUUUAUUUUAAGAAACAUUUUGGUGAAUAAACGGUUUCACUGUCAGGUGACUGAAUGAGUGAGUGAGUGAAUGAGUGACAGGAUUGUCAGUGCCUAAAGUCUGGACUCAGAA
Solea solea (common sole) is the source of this 3423-nucleotide messenger RNA. RefSeq lists its product as uncharacterized. NCBI's taxonomy places the organism in Eukaryota, Metazoa, Chordata, Actinopteri, Pleuronectiformes, Soleidae. The coding region runs from base 631 to 2589 and encodes 652 amino acids. The record is from RefSeq and is a predicted model, not a curated record. The transcript has 6 exons.